AUGAACGGCGGCGUGAUUGCCAUCCUGGCAAACGUCGGCCUCGUUGUUGUGCUCGCCAUUGCGUUCUUCAUAGUGCGGCGCAAGGUCCUCCACGUGCACACACAGAGACUGCGCGAGCUCGCGGCCCCGCUGCUCGGCACGCCGAGUGCAAGUGCGGACCAUCGACUGGAUGCUGCCAUGAGAGAAGCGGAGAAGGGCUCUGACGUGUGUUCUGUGUGUGAGUUUGCGAACUUUAAGGACGCGCACUGCUGUGCCGUCUGUGGCGAGCGCUUGGACGCGAGUACGACGCAUGAAGACCGAAUGGGACGAUAUAAGAGGAGGUUCAGGAGAAGAGGGAAGAGGAAGCGAAAGGGUAUUGCAGGGCCUGGCCGCUUGACAGAGCGCCAGGUGCGUGCGAGAAAGAGGAAGGAGUGGACACGAAGAGUGGACGUGGAGGGCAACAUGUUUUGGUUUCGUGCCAAAGAAGACAGUGGACCUGUCGCGCCUGCUCGAGUGGGCAAAGUGGUACGGUUUGUCAAGCCGGAUGAGAACGUAAAGAUGCCUGGCCAAGUCCUUGGUCCAGUUGCAACAUGCAGUGACGUGACGGUCGUCGAGCCAGCGAAAGUAAAAGUGUUUCACGAGAGCGUAGUCAUGGAUAUCAUUCCAGCUACGAAAUGGGAUGCUGCGGCACGAGCGACUGGCGAAGUGCUGGCCGACAAUACGCAAAUGGGCGUUGAGCGCCGGCGUGAGACGCUGGAGUUAGUCGCGAAGGACUUUCCUUCGAAGUACGCCUACUUUGUCAAGAGCACAGUGUCGCUGCUUGUUCCACCCGAGGUGGAAUUCCUCAAGCUGUCUAUCCACAGGGACUACGUGUUUGAGGAAUCGAUGGAACAUCUUGGAUGCAUUGAUGAAAAGUACGUUCGGUCAGCGAUGCGCAUCAACUUUCUCGAAGAGAGCGGUGUGGACGCAGGUGGGCUUCACCGCGAAUGGUUCUUGAUGCUGACCGAGCUUCUGAUGGAUCCGAAAGCAGGGCUGUUCAAAGCCACGAGUGGGGAGGACCGUGCCUUUUUCUUGAACCCCAACUCUCGCUACGAAAAUGGCGAAGAGCAUCUUUUCUACUAUUAUGGAGCAGGGAGAUUGUUAGGGCGGGCGCUGCUAGAAGGCACGGUGCUUAACUUUCACUUGUGCGUUCCGCUGCUCAAGCUUAUUCUGGGUACGCCUCUGUGCAUGGACGACGUAAAGUACUUUGACCCGGAAGUGCACACAAACAUGAUGUGGAUGCUGGAGAACGACGGCGUCGAGGCUUUGGACCUGGACUUCAGCGUGAUUGAACGCGUAUGCGAUCGGACCAUAACGGUCGAUCUCAUCCCGAAUGGACGCAAUAUCGAAGUCACUGAUGCCAACAAGCACGAGUAUUUGGAGCGCAGGUUUGAGCAUCUACUGCUUAGGAGCGUGGCGGACCAGCUGUACGUAUUCCUCAAGGGCAUCUACGAGGUCAUCCCGCAGCAGCUGUUGAUGCUCUUUGACUAUGAAGAGCUAGACAAUUUGAUGUGCGGGUCUCCGGAGAUCGAUGUCGAUGACUGGGAGAAGAACUCGUCUGUCACUGAAAGUGUAGCGCGAUCACCGACACUCGGAUGGUUUUGGGAGAUUGUGCGCGAGAUGCCGAAUGAGUACCGACGGCGUCUGUUGCAGUUCACCACCGGCUGCUCGCGCGUGCCGCUCGUGGGGUUCAAGGGUCUUACAAGCUACGAUGGCAACGUGUGUCUGUUCACGAUCCGAGGCAUUGUUGGCGCACCAGACGAGUUCGUACGCAGUUUUGCAUGCUUCAACCGGCUGGAUCUGCCGUUGGGCAUCGCCCGAUCUGAGCUGGAGCGCAUGCUCUACGCCGUUCUGGAUACGGAGCCGUACGGAUUCACUACAGACUGA
Molecule: messenger RNA, 1905 nt
Organism: Hyaloperonospora brassicae
Lineage: Eukaryota; Oomycota; Peronosporomycetes; Peronosporales; Peronosporaceae
Source: the annotation of a GenBank genome assembly